This is a messenger RNA of Betta splendens (Siamese fighting fish), 4641 nucleotides long. It is a transcript of the gene rag1, whose product is annotated as recombination activating 1. NCBI's taxonomy places the organism in Eukaryota, Metazoa, Chordata, Actinopteri, Anabantiformes, Osphronemidae. Gene Ontology annotation, cellular component: endodeoxyribonuclease complex; nucleus; DNA recombinase complex. Gene Ontology annotation, biological process: V(D)J recombination; adaptive immune response; pre-B cell allelic exclusion. The record is from RefSeq and is a predicted model, not a curated record. Gene Ontology annotation, molecular function: sequence-specific DNA binding; double-stranded DNA endonuclease activity; ubiquitin protein ligase activity. The transcript has 4 exons. The coding region runs from base 943 to 4221 and encodes 1092 amino acids.
CAUCAAGUUGUCUUCAUUCUUACGGACUGAAUUCAUCUCAUGAUUCAUGAUUAGAGCCAACGUGUUGACCACAUAAGAGCCAAUUAGGUGCUAUGAAAUUAUGAGGUACGUACUUUAUCAAUCAAUUCAUAACUUUAUUACAUUUAAAAAUAGUAUGAAUAGAGAUAUGCCAUCAAUUCUAGGUAUGAACCUGAUAAUACUCCUGACUCAACGGUGCAGCGUUUGGAAUUACAUCAACAGUGACAAAAGUUCUCCUCAUGAACUUACUGUUGUUUCCUACCAGUUGUCUCUAGUGUUUUGCACACAGGCUUGUUGUCGCCUGCUGGCACCAUCACUAUAGUAACUAACAGUCACAGAACCAUUUCACCAAACGGACUCACUUUUGUAUUUCACCACGGUGAUGACUGCACUCUGACCUGCUGCUGCGUCUGUGUUUUGAGGGUUUAUCACUGUCACAACAAUCACACAUUAAUCCACUACUCUGUGUUUGUGUGUUAUGUCUCUACAUUUCACAGAAUAUGGCCCUCUGUCAGAGUGAGGCCACCUGAAUGAGGCGAGCCAGCAGAUAGAUGCGAGGAAGGGGGAGAUAAAGGUGACACCGAGUGUCUCCAGCUGAGGAUCAGUGUGUUGUGGUAAAAAGUUGUUUGCUCUGGGUGUGCUGUUGGAUUUCGUACAAGCGCAUGUUUGCAACUGUGCUUUGGGGUUGACCUUGUUUUUUUUUUUUUUUUGAAUCAGCUGCCUGUAUCAGGUGGCAGGAAUUGACUGUUGGAAUCCCAUCAAAGGGAGGGUAUAAAUACAAGACACAAGGAGACAGACAGCAGCAAUUCCCCCUGUAUGGAGCCAUAACUCCUGGUAACAGAUGCUCCAAGCUGUGACAGACUCGAGCAUAUACAGUGUGUGUAGUGUUGUUGGACCUUGCUCCAGGGCUUCCCCUGUGCGCCCAUGCAGAAAAGACCCCCAGGGGAGCUCACGCCAGCUGACACUGAAAAACAAGGUGGUAUCAUGGAUGAGGAGAGCCUGCAGACAGAUGGCUCCGGCAGAUCCUUCAUUCCAGCUGAGCUCCAGCCCCCCCACUCUAAGUACUCUCAGUGGAAGUUCAAGCUUUUUAGGGUGAGGUCCAUGGAGAAGGCCCCGCUGCCCGGUGAGACGCAGACGGAGCAGGGAGCCUUGCUGGGACUCCCACCUCCUGCGGCUCCAGAUGUUGAGUUAGGCUGCAACGUGGGUCCAGGGAGUGUGAUGAAAUUAUGCCUUGGGGGGAAAAGCAAGGAAAAUGUGGAAGGGCCAGGCCAGAGGGUCGAUAUGAAACUGCAGGAAAUGGACACCCACAUGACCCACCUCAGGGGUCUCUGCCGUUUAUGUGGCCUGGUCCUGAGAAAAGUCAAAGGACCGGUGCAUGAGGUUCAUGGAGCCCUUGAUGAGGUGAGCAGAGGUGCUCUGCGCAAAAUGGGCUGCAAGUUCACAAGCUGGCCAGAGGUCAUCCAGAAAGUCUUCAAAGUGGAAGUGACAGACGACACCGAAUCUGUCCACCCUCUGUCCUUCUGCCACCGCUGCUGGAUGGCGGCCAUCCGAGGCGGGGGCGUCUGCAGCUUCUCCCGGACACGGGUCCCCGAGUGGAAACCCCAUUCCUCGCUGUGUCACCUUUGCUCCCCUAGGAAGGCUUCAUUCCAGCGGACUGGGAAGAAGAGGCGGAAGACCAUCCCCAGAGCUCAGAGCCUGGCAAAGAAGACCAAGGGGGAGCACGGCGAAAGCAUCGCCGUUGGCGAGAGGAGAGCUCUGAGGCCGUUCGGAGACCGCCAUCACAGUCCGGCGCUGCGGGGCUGGAGGAAGUCCAGCCUUCAGCGAGAGCAAUGGAUGAGGAACAUCACCCGCUGCCAGAAAGACCACCUGAGCACCAAGCUGAUCUCUGAUAAACUCCCUGUGGACUUUGUCUUUUCUUUCACCUGCCUGGUGUGCGACCACCUGCUAUCCGAUCCGGUCCAGUCCCCCUGCGGGCACCUCUUCUGCCGUGGCUGUAUCAUAAAAUAUAACCACGUUCUGGGACCUCACUGCCCGGGCUGCAACUUGCCCUGCGCUGCUGACGAUCUCAGCCCGCCUGCCAAAGCCUUCUUAUCAGCCCUGCAUUCGCUGCCCCUGCUCUGCCCCCAGGGCGAGUGCGGCGAGCAGGUGAGGCUCGACUCCUUCAAAGCCCACUGUCUGGACCACGAGCUGGGCCGACACCAGGGGAGCCGGCAGCCGGCGGAACUCGACGGUUACCUCCUGGCCAAUAAGGGGGGGCGGCCGCGCCAGCACCUGCUGUCGCUGACCCGCCGCGCCCAGAAGCACCGGCUGAAGGAUCUGAAGAACCAGGUGAGGCUGUUCGCGGACAAGGAGGAAGGCGGCGACCUGAAGUCCGUGUGCCUGACGCUGUUCCUGCUGGCGCUGCGAUCCGGGAACGAGCACCGGCAGGCGGACGAGCUGGAGGCCAUGAUGCAAGGCAGAGGCUUUGGACUGCAUCCCGCAGUGUGCUUGGCCAUUCGGGUCAACACUUUCCUGAGCUGCAGCCAGUAUCACAAAAUGUACCGAACUGUCAAAGCCACCAGUGGCCGCCAGAUCUUUCAGCCCCUGCACACCCUGCGAGCCGCCGAGAAGGAGCUUCUCCCCGGCUUCCACCAGUUUGAAUGGCAGCCAGCUCUGAAGAAUGUGUCUGCAUCUUGCAAUGUUGGCAUCAUUAAUGGGCUCUCCGGAUUUGCUUCCUCCGUGGACGACUCCCCGGCUGACACCAUCACUCGGCGGUUUCGCUAUGAUGUGGCACUGGUGUCGGCAUUAAAGGAUCUGGAGGAGGACAUCAUGGAGGGGCUGAGAGACAGCGGCAUGGAAGACAGCGCUUGCACCUCGGGCUUUAACGUCAUGAUCAAGGAGUGCUGCGAUGGCAUGGGUGAUGUCAGCGAGAAGCACGGCGGCGGGCCGGUUGUUCCCGAGAAGGCCGUGCGCUUCUCUUUCACCGUUAUGUCUGUGUCGAUCCUGGCAGAUGACGGUAAGGAGGAGGUUGCCAUCUUCACUGAGCCAAAGCCGAACUCGGAGCUUUCCUGUAAGCCCCUUUGUCUGACGUUUGUGGAUGAGUCGGACCACGAGACGCUCACCGCCGUGCUCGGGCCCAUUAUCGCAGAGCGAAAAGCCAUGAAGGAGAGCAGGCUCAUCCUGUCCAUAGGGGGUCUGCUUCGCUCCUUCCGCUUCCACUUCAGGGGCACGGGAUACGACGAGAAGAUGGUUCGCGAGAUGGAGGGACUCGAGGCCUCGGGGUCCAGUUAUAUCUGCACCUUGUGCGACUCGAGUCGAGCGGAGGCCUCGCAAAACAUGGUGCUGCACUCCAUCACCCGCAGCCACGACGAGAAUCUGGAACGAUAUGAGAUAUGGAGGACCAACCCGUUCUCCGAGUCGGCGGAGGAGCUGAGAGACAGAGUCAAAGGGGUCUCUGCCAAGCCCUUCAUGGAGACCCAGCCCACUCUGGACGCGUUGCACUGUGACAUUGGCAACGCCACAGAGUUCUACAAAAUCUUCCAGGACGAGAUCGGGGAGGUGUUUCAAAAGGCCAACCCCAGCCGGGAGGAGCGGCGCAGCUGGAGGGCAGCGCUGGAUAAACAGCUGAGGAAGAAGAUGAAGCUCAAGCCCGUAAUGAGGAUGAAUGGGAACUACGCCCGCCGGCUAAUGACCCUGGAGGCGGUGGAGGCGGUGUGCGAGCUGGUGCCCUCAGAGGAAAGGAGGGAGGCCCUACGGGAGCUGAUGAGGCUCUACCUCCAAAUGAAGCCCGUGUGGCGCUCCACCUGCCCAGCCAAGGAGUGCCCCGACCAGCUGUGCCGCUACAGCUUUAACUCGCAGCACUUUGCUGACCUGCUGUCCUCCACCUUCAAAUACCGCUACAAUGGCAAGAUAACCAAUUACCUGCACAAGACCCUGGCCCAUGUGCCUGAAAUCAUAGAGAGAGAUGGAUCCAUAGGCGCCUGGGCCAGCGAGGGCAACGAGUCGGCCAACAAGCUGUUCCGGCGUUUCCGGAAAAUGAACGCACGCCAGUCGAAGGCCUACGAGCUGGAGGACGUGCUGAAGCACCACUGGCUGUACACCUCCAAGUACCUACAGAAGUUUAUGGAGGCGCACAAGGACUCGGCUAAAGCUCUGCAAGCCACCAUCGAUCCAGUGGAGACGCAGGACGAUGAGGACGCGUCUCUGGAGUUGAAUGAUUUCUGAGUUGUCUUUUCAAAUGAACCCUCUGCAUUGAUGUUUGAUUGAUUUUGUGAUGGGGGCUGUUCAUUUUUUGGUUUACUUUAUUUAACAAUUAACUGAUAUUAUUAGCAACAAAUAGAAAAAGUGAUGAAAAAAAACCCUUACAUAAUUAGUUUUUGUGCUUUGAAUUAGUCAUUUGCAAAACUUUUUCAAAUUGACACAAUUCUCUCACGUUUUUUUACAAUGUGUGUGUAAUUUGUUUGAUUCUUCAGCUCGUCUUGCUUUUGUAAGGGUUAAAGGAUUAUUAUAGAAGCAACACACAGGUUUUUCUUCUCUUCCUUUCAGCGGGAAAGUGCUUUUUUUAUCCUCAUCAUCCGUGAAAUAUGGUGCAGGUUAUUGUAUUGCAAGGACCUGACACCUUUAUAAAUUUAUACAGAGAGGAUA